Messenger RNA from Arthroderma uncinatum, 819 nucleotides. Its product is annotated as threonyl/alanyl tRNA synthetase. NCBI's taxonomy places the organism in Eukaryota, Fungi, Ascomycota, Eurotiomycetes, Onygenales, Arthrodermataceae. The record is from RefSeq and is a predicted model, not a curated record. The coding region runs from base 1 to 819 and encodes 272 amino acids. Gene Ontology annotation, molecular function: alanine-tRNA ligase activity; nucleic acid binding; Ser-tRNA(Ala) deacylase activity. The transcript has a single exon. Gene Ontology annotation, biological process: alanyl-tRNA aminoacylation; regulation of translational fidelity.
AUGGCCACCGCGUCCCGGACGUUUCUCGCAUUCCAACACAACGCGAAACUCCACACCUUGCAAACGGUCGUUACAGCCGUACGCCAGUUCACCGCGCUCGAAGAAUCCAACCGCCAGCUCUUCAAGCAAGGUAGUGACCAAGAUCAUGUCGUGGUCACCGAACAAACGAUUUUCCAUCCGCAAGGCGGUGGCCAGCCUUCUGACGUAGGCGUCAUCACUGCUCCAUCGGGCACCUCCUUCACCGUAGCUGCUGUCCGCAUGGAUACCGUCCAAGACGGACAAGUGCUACACCUAGGCCGGUUCAGCACAGCAUCGUCAACAGACAAUUUCACUCCAGGAGAGAUCGUGCAGCAAGCCAUUGAUGUGGACAAGCGCGAGCUGUACUCACGGCUGCACACUGCAGGCCACGUCCUCGGUUCUGCCGUUAGACAUCUGCUUGAGAAGGAAAUUGACGGGUUUGAUGAGUUGAAGGCAUCACAUUUCCCUGACUCGGCGGCCUGUGAGUUUAAGGGCCUUAUUGAGGGUAAGUGGAAGGCGCCGAUCCAGAAGAAACUGGAUGAGUUUUUGGCGGCCGGAAUGCCGGUGGAGGUGGAGUGGUGGGACGAAGAUGAUUUCCGAACCCGGGGCCUAGAGAAGUUGAUACCGGACCGUAGUCUGGUGCCACCGGGCGAAAAGUUUCGGGUGGUCAACAUCGUAGGGGCAGAGGUAUACCCAUGUGGAGGCACACAUGUUGAUACAACGGACCUGUGUGGGCCUACGACAGUAAAGAAGAUUUCGAGGAGCAAAGGCACGUCGAGGGUCAGUUAUACAGUGGAUUAA